This is a messenger RNA of Mesocestoides corti, 657 nucleotides long. Lineage: Eukaryota; Metazoa; Platyhelminthes; Cestoda; Cyclophyllidea; Mesocestoididae. The record is from the annotation of a GenBank genome assembly.
AUGGCAGCUGACUUGAACGACGAGGAGCGCUUAGUGUGGGAUCCCAUCUGCCCUACUUUGGAGGCCUACGCCAGAGAGUUUGACUACGACCUUCUGGGUCAAAAAGUGCGCCGAUCUGAGAGAUUUUUCGAAGAUCCACAAAGCCACAUCGAGCGAUGGAUGCGGGAAAGACAAGUGGAAAUAAUUACUACCGUGGCCUCAGUCAUUCUCUCAUUGAUCGCGCUCUUAUUUUUCAAAGUUAUCAUAAUUAAUUUUAUUACUGGAACAAUCGGCUCGCUUCGCUACUUUCUCACCCUCAGGUCAAUUUGUAGCAAGCACAAAAAGAUGGCGAGUCUGCCAUCUGACGUGAAUGCGGACGCCGAUGACUUUGCGGCUGACGCAUACUGUCGAAUCAUGGCAGCUUCCAGGCUGUACAGUUAUCCAGAAAAGACCGAUAUGACGGAGUACGAGGCUGGCCGAUUUACCUGGGAGGUGAUUCACGAGACCGGACUCACAUUUGAGGAACCGAGGAGGAAAGACCAACUGGAAAAGAUGGAAGCAAGAGGUGUUCACAACCGUGUUUUCAAGCACAAUCAACUGGGAUUGAGAGUCGGUUCUCCAUCGCUUCCAACAUUCCUCCCUCUCGAAGGUACCAGGAGUCGUAGAAGGCUACAGUAA